GAAGUGAUAAGGUUAGAUAAUGACGAAUUUCUAUGUCCAGGUUUGAUUGAUACACAUACCCACGCACCUCAGUUCCCGAACAAUGGUCUAGGAGGGAGUUUACAAUUACUCGAAUGGCUUGAUAAACUCACUUUCCCAGAAGAAGAGAAAUAUGAAGAUUUGGAUUAUGCUAAAAGGGUUUAUGAGAGGGUGGUGGAAAGGACUUUGAGAUCUGGGACUACCACUUCAUGUUACUAUGCUACUAUUCACGUAGAGGCUAGUGUACUCCUCGCGAGGAUUUGCGAGAGAAGGGGACAAAGAGCUUUUAUCGGGAAAUGCAAUAUGGAUCGAAAUUCCCCUCCUACCUAUAUCGAACCAUCUACAUCCUCUUCCCUUCAAUCAACCCUCGACUUCAUUUCCCAUUUCCCUUCCCCUUCUUCACCCACUUCCCUAGUCCGUCCCAUCCUCACACCGAGAUUUGCCAUUUCAUGUACAUCCCCUCUCCUUCACGGUCUCUCCUCCAUAUCCAACUCUUACUCCCCACCUCUUCCCAUCCAAACUCACCUAUCUGAGAAUCCAUCUGAAGUGGAAUUAGCCAAAAAGUUAUACAACUCUUCGACUUAUACCGAGAUCUAUCACUCUCACGGUCUUUUGAGAAAAGGUACAAUACUCGCUCAUUGUGUCCAUCUGGAACCUUCGGAACGAAACCUAAUAGCUGAAUGCGGAGCGGGGGUCAGUCAUUGUCCAACUAGCAACAUUAAUCUUCUUUCUGGUUCUUGUCGCGUUGUCGAGUUGUUAGAUCAAGGGAUACCGGUGGGAUUAGGAACAGAUUGUUCUGGUGGAUAUUCCACAGGAGUAUUAAAUACGUUAAGAGAUGCUUCUACCGUAUCGCGCUGUUUGGCAUUUGGGGAGAAAGGAAGAAGAUGGUUAUCCGUCGAAGAGUUAUUCGCGAUGGCUACUUUGGGUGGGGCGGAAGUCUGUGGGUUGGAUGAUAGGAUAUGUAAUUUUCAAGUUGGAAAAGAGUUUGACGCUUUGAGGAUUUUUAGUGGAAUCCAUGGGGAUGCUAAGGGAUGGAUGAAAGAAUGGGAAGAAAAAGAAAAAGAAAAGUUGAAGAAAAGGUUUGAAAAGUGGUUAUGGACGGGUGACGAUAGAGAUAUCGCAGGUGUUUGGGUGAGAGGGAGGAAAGUG
This is a messenger RNA of Tremella mesenterica DSM 1558, 1167 nucleotides long. RefSeq lists its product as uncharacterized. The annotation marks the transcript as partial. The transcript is spliced from 5 exons. Lineage: Eukaryota; Fungi; Basidiomycota; Tremellomycetes; Tremellales; Tremellaceae. Gene Ontology annotation, biological process: guanine metabolic process. The record is from RefSeq and is a predicted model, not a curated record. Gene Ontology annotation, molecular function: guanine deaminase activity; zinc ion binding. Gene Ontology annotation, cellular component: cytosol.